GGCAAUUUGAGAAGUUGUGGUGAGAAUUUCUAGGAUAUUUCUCAUCGUUGUUUUAGAAGUUAUCCUUGUCUGUUUUUCUGUAUUUUUGAGUUAUAUUCAUGGAAUCUGAUUUGGAAAGUGCUGUUGAGGAACUAAUGCAAGAAAGAGGGGUGGUUGGUGUGAUUUGCACCAACGAAGAAGGUCUAGCACUUGCUGUUGAUGGAUCAGCAUUGGAAGUACAUGCUGGUAUUGUGUCAGGUUUAGCACAAGAAGCAAGAAAAAUUUACCCUGAGAUCGACUCUUCACCUGUAGUAGUAUUAGAAUCUGAUACUUGCAAUCUUUUGAUCAGAUCUCAUGAAGGGACAACAACUGGAGUAUUGAAGGUUCCAUCAUAAUCAGCACAAUAAAUGAAUAGCUAGAUAAUUUAUCAAUAAAUAAUAAACGCUUAAUUCCAACUGUGUAAAUAGAAGUAAAAUAGUCAGUCAUUGAAAGAUUUUGAUGAUGUCUUUGAAAUGAAUGAUUCAGUCAUUGCUUGAAACAACUUUUAGGGUGUGCAGUAGCCAUACUACAGUAUAUAUAGUAUAUAACUAACAAACUAAAUCAACUAUAAACAUUUUUGAUGGGUCAUGGAAUUUAUGGAAAUCAUGGAAAUGUUUACACCGAGUGGAAACAC
Dendronephthya gigantea is the source of this 652-nucleotide messenger RNA. Its product is annotated as ragulator complex protein LAMTOR5 homolog. Gene Ontology annotation, cellular component: lysosome; cytoplasm; Ragulator complex. Gene Ontology annotation, molecular function: guanyl-nucleotide exchange factor activity. The coding region runs from base 99 to 374 and encodes 91 amino acids. The record is from RefSeq and is a predicted model, not a curated record. Gene Ontology annotation, biological process: cellular response to amino acid stimulus; positive regulation of TORC1 signaling. NCBI's taxonomy places the organism in Eukaryota, Metazoa, Cnidaria, Anthozoa, Malacalcyonacea, Nephtheidae. The transcript has 4 exons.